GUGCGUCACCCGCCGGCGCGAACGCACGCCGCUCCAUCGCCAACGUUUCACAUCGUCUUAGCUUACAUCACUCGCUCAAAACACAACAUAUGCGUGUGUUAAGACGACACAAGUCAGUGUAAAUAAUUUUCCCACUCAUCGCGCCGACAUCGAACGGAGAAACGCGGUUUUGUGUCAACCCAUUCCAAGAGAAACAACUCAUUUCGAGUCAGUUGUGCGUUGUUGGUUAUCACGGCGAGUCGUCCAAAUUAUAGUUAAUUGUUGUUGGUACAUACAGCGGGACCAUGCACGACACAAUACUAAAUCAGUUUUUUGAUGCGGAUAUUGGCGCAAAGCUGGAGCGCGACGGGUUCGCGGUGGUGGAGGGGUUUCUCCGCGAGGCCGAGUGCGAGGAGCUGGUGGCCGCCGGGCUGGAGCUCACGCGCGGCCUGCCCGACGCGCCGCCCACCGUCUUCUCCACCACUGAGCCUGAACAACAGCAAUUAAGAGACAAGUACUUUAUGGAAAGCAACGAUAAAAUCAGUUAUUUCUACGAAAAAGAUGCGCUCGAUGCCGAUGGAAAACUUCAAGUGGACCCAAGCACUUCAUUAAAUAAGGUGGGGCACGCGCUGCAUCUGCUGCACCCCAUCUUCCGCUGCUACACGUACAGCGACCGCGUGAAGGCGCUGUGCCGCGCGCUGCAACUAGCCGAGCCGGCCGUCGUGCAGAGCAUGUACAUCUACAAGAACCCGGGAAUCGGCGGCGAGGUGGUCCCGCAUCAAGACAUAUCAUAUUUACACACAGAGCCAAUCCCACCAAUAGGGUUUUGGAUAGCUCUGGAAGACGCGACGAUCCAAAACGGUUGCCUUUGGAUGGCGCGUGGGUCCCACAAGUCGGGCGUCCACAGGCGGAUGAUCCGCAGCCCUGAGAACAGGAACAAGUGCAUCUACGACAAGCCCGCGCCCGUGUAUCCGGAGUCGAGCUUCACACCAGUCCCAGUCUCUAAAGGGACGUGCAUAUUAAUCCACGGGAACGUAGUGCACCGCAGCGCGCCGAACCGCAGCGGGGCGAGUCGGCACGCCUACACCUUCCACGUGGUCGAGCGAAAGGGCAACAACUACUCCGAGGACAACUGGUUGCAAGAAGGAGAGAAUGCCCCCUUUUUAAAUAUUUAUACCACAUCUCAGAUGGUAUAAUACUACUAUAGAUAUCACUAUGACCGUAAAGAAGGUAAAAUAUAAUUUUCUGUCAUAUUUCAAGCCGAUGCGCUAAACGAAGUUACGGGUAUUACCCGGCUCCGUUGAACAAUAGUUGAAAAAUACUUUACUGGCUUAGGUAUGAAAUCUAUUAUUACUACUGUUUUUUACUGUUACGAUUAUACUAGGUACAUAGGAAUUUUAAUGUUUUUUAAAAAAUAAUAGUUAAUUUGAUUUACAAGCCAAUAUUGA
Molecule: messenger RNA, 1427 nt
Organism: Leguminivora glycinivorella
Lineage: Eukaryota; Metazoa; Arthropoda; Insecta; Lepidoptera; Tortricidae
Gene: Phyhd1
Product: phytanoyl-CoA dioxygenase domain-containing protein 1
Exons: 7
Coding region: 285-1175 (296 amino acids)
Source: RefSeq, a predicted model, not a curated record